Messenger RNA from Trypanosoma grayi, 408 nucleotides. RefSeq names its product putative protein kinase, putative,NIMA/Nek Serine/threonine-protein kinase family. NCBI's taxonomy places the organism in Eukaryota, Euglenozoa, Kinetoplastea, Trypanosomatida, Trypanosomatidae. Bases 1 to 408 code for a protein of 135 amino acids. The transcript has a single exon. Gene Ontology annotation, cellular component: cytoplasm. Gene Ontology annotation, biological process: autophagy; peptidyl-serine phosphorylation. Gene Ontology annotation, molecular function: protein serine/threonine kinase activity; ATP binding. The record is from RefSeq and is a predicted model, not a curated record.
AUGGUGCACAUCNCGAUCCUGCGCCGCUCGCGCGGACACCCGAACUUUGUGCAGUUCCUUGACUACUGCCAUGGUGGAAACUUUAUGGUGCACAUCGUGAUGGAGUACUGUGCGUCGCACCAGUCGGUGAGCUUCGUUGCCUCAGUGUUGAUACAGAUACUCGCGGGAUUGCACUUCCUGCACGUUGAGCAGGCCACGCUGCACCGCGACAUUAAGCCGCAAAACUUGUUUCUCUGUAGUGACGAGUCUCUCCGCAUCGGCGACUUUGGCGUGUCGACGACCCUUGAGCAGUUAGGUGGCGUGGCCAAGGCAGUAUGUGGGUCGCCACUCUACAUGGCCCCGGAGGUGUGCGAAGAGCAGGGCACUCUUGGAACAGUAACGAAAAAAGAGUCAUCAUGCUUGGCGUAA